AUGAAGUUUCUCAUAUGCUCUCCCCUUCUAUCAUCACUUCUCACUAACCCAAAGAUGAUGGGUGAGAAUACUAUUAUGAGUAGGUUGAAGCCUUAUAUUUUAGUUGUGAGCCUACAAUUUGGAAUUGCAGGCAUAUAUGUAAUAUGUAUGGCCACUCUCACCAAAGGUAUGAGUCGUUACGUUUUGAUCGUAUAUCGAAACACCGUUGCCACUCUCUUUCUCGCUCCCUUUGCGUUAAUCUUUGAAAGGAAAACAAGACCAAAGAUGACACUCCCAAUCGCUUUACAAAUCAUGGUCUUGGGUUUUCUAGAACCCGUUGUUGAUCAAGGAUUUGGUUAUCUAGGAAUGAUGUACACAUCAGCAUCAUAUGCAUCAGCUAUCAUGAACGCUGUGCCCUCUGUUACCUUUCUCAUUGCAGUCAUUUUUCGAGUGGAGCGUCUAAAUAUAAAACAAGUACGAGGGGUAGCCAAGGUAAUUGGCACUUUGGUGACCUUCGCCGGAGCUUUGGUUUUGACACUUUACAAAGGCCCAAUUCUCGAUUUCUUUUGGACUCAAAAAACCAACCACCACGUUAAUAGCGGCGGCGUCGCCGUCAAUCAGCACUGGGUUGCCGGCACUUUGUUCAUCCUUCUGGGAUGCGUGUCGUGGUCUUCUUUCUACAUAAUACAAUCUAUAACAGUGAAGAGAUACCCAGCGGAGCUGUCUCUUUCGGCAUUGAUAUGUUUGGCUGGUGCACUUCAAAGCACAGUGGUAGCAUUAGCCGUAGAUCAUCGUGCCAGUGCAUGGGCUGUGGGUUGGGACUCCAGGCUUUUUGCUCCUCUCUAUAUGGGAAUAGUUGGUUCAGGAAUUGCAUAUUACUUUCAAGCUUUGGUUAUGAAGACAAGAGGCCCUGUAUUUGUCACAGCUUUCAAUCCUUUAUGUAUGAUUGUUGUCACUAUUAUCUCCUCCAUUGUUCUCGCUGAGAAAAUUCAUCUUGGAAGUGUUAUUGGAGCCAUUAUCAUUGCAAUUGGGCUUUAUUCAGUUGUUUGGGGAAAACGCAAGGAUUAUUCCACCGCCGCCGUGCCGGAGCUUCCAAUUAUUGCCUCUCAAUUCCCCGCCGAACAAGAUGCUCACCUUCAUCCUCCCAAAUGA
This is a messenger RNA of Benincasa hispida (wax gourd), 1131 nucleotides long. RefSeq names its product WAT1-related protein At4g08290-like. NCBI's taxonomy places the organism in Eukaryota, Viridiplantae, Streptophyta, Magnoliopsida, Cucurbitales, Cucurbitaceae. Gene Ontology annotation, cellular component: membrane. Gene Ontology annotation, molecular function: transmembrane transporter activity. The record is from RefSeq and is a predicted model, not a curated record.